Rattus norvegicus (Norway rat) is the source of this 3283-nucleotide messenger RNA. It is a transcript of the gene Ubr7, whose product is annotated as ubiquitin protein ligase E3 component n-recognin 7. Gene Ontology annotation, biological process: protein ubiquitination. The record is from RefSeq and is a predicted model, not a curated record. Gene Ontology annotation, molecular function: zinc ion binding; ubiquitin protein ligase activity. Lineage: Eukaryota; Metazoa; Chordata; Mammalia; Rodentia; Muridae.
AUGGCCGGAGCCGAGAGUCCCACCGGGUGCCAGGCGGAGCUGGAGCCCGUGGUGUCGCUGGUGGACGUGCUCGAGGAAGACGAGGAGCUGGAGAAUGAGGCGUGCGCCGUCUUGGGCGGCAGCGACUCCGAGAAGUGCUCCUACUCGCAGGGCUCAGUGAAGAGACAAGCACUAUAUGCCUGUAGCACCUGCACGCCAGAGGGAGAAGAGCCAGCAGGCAUUUGUCUGGCUUGCAGUUAUGAGUGUCAUGGAAGUCAUAAACUAUUUGAACUGUACACAAAAAGAAAUUUUCGUUGUGAUUGUGGAAACAGCAAGUUUAAAAAUUUGGAAUGCAAAUUAUUUCCUGACAAAUCAAAGGUAAAUUCUUGCAAUAAGUACAAUGACAACUUUUUUGGCUUAUACUGCAUUUGUAAGAGACCUUAUCCUGAUCCUGAAGAUGAGGUUCCAGAUGAGAUGAUACAGUGUGUGGUCUGUGAAGACUGGUUCCAUGGCAGGCAUCUUGGUGCCAUUCCCCCUGAGAGUGGGGAUUUCCAGGAGAUGGUGUGCCAGUCUUGUAUGAGGCGCUGUUCUUUUUUGUGGGCUUAUGCUGCCCAGUUGGCAGCAGAUGGGGGAACAGCAUGUAAUGAGGUAACACCAAGAAACGGAGUAAAAACACAGCAUGUCACCAGAUUACCUGCUGAAGAUGAUGGGCUGCUGCUGAAUGCUGUUGGGAUGGGAGAUCAAGAUGUUAUCAAGCCUGCAAAUGGAGCUCACCAAGAUAAGACCCUGAAAGAGAAUGUUCCAGAACAGGGAAGGGAUGCUGACAAGGAGGUGAAAGCUGAGCGGAAUGACGAGCCCUGCACCAGCUCCAGCUCUGAGGCUCACCUCCAGACAGUAUUUAAGAAUGAAAAUAUCAAAACCGAGCCUCAGUCUGGCUGCAGACUUCAGGAACUCCAAGCCAAACAGUUUCUAAAGAAAGAUGCUGCCACCUAUUGGCCCUUGAACUGGCGCAGCCGACUGUGCACCUGCCAAGACUGUAUGAAAAUGUAUGGAGACCUAGACGUCCUGUUCCUGACAGAUGAAUGUGACACAGUUCUGGCUUACGAGAACAAAGGCAAGAGUGACCAGGCAACUGACAGAAGGGACCCUUUAAUGGACACCCUCAGCAGCAUGAACAGAGUCCAGCAAGUGGAGCUCAUCUGUGAAUACAAUGACUUGAAGACUGAACUUAAGGAUUAUCUGAAGAGGUUUGCUGAUGAAGGCACGGUUGUUAAGAGAGAAGACAUUCAGCAGUUCUUUGAAGAGUUUCAAUCAAAAAAGAGAAGGCGAGUGGACGGGCUGCAGUAUUACUGCAGCUAGAGUGGAGGGCUAUGCUUCCUCAGUCAGCUUCACGGAAAUGCCACUGUUCCGGAAUAAAGAGACCUGUGUCACACUUGGUUCCCUUUCCAUCCUCCCGUGGCCUCAGGCCCCCUUCUCCUUAACAGUAGCUGCAGUGUUUACGCUGGCCUCUCAACAAGCAUCCUCUAUGACUCAGCUCAUUCCACCGACUGCAGCUUUCCUGUCCAGGAUACCCAGGAGUUUGCUUAUGUUUUAAGAAGUUUGAUUUGAUCUUGAGAAAGCAAAUUAGCUUCUUUUUUAACAGUGUGUUCCAUGACUUCCAAAUGUGUGUCCAUAGAGCUAUUGCUUCUGGGUCCUCUGUGUCUUGCAGGUUCUCUUCCUGUCAGCCUGAACCUCUGUGGGAACAACCCUCUCUGCCCCCAUGAUCACGGUGCCUUGGGUCAAAGCUUCCUCAAGCCUGCUCUGCCAGUGCUCUCAGUGCUUUCUGAGAUUUGAUCAUGGCUUGAAGUGAUGGGAACUUUCCUCUGUACCAAACAACCUUCAGAGUGGCCAGGACUGAUCUGAUUGGAGGUUGACUGGCAGGAUUGAGGAAGGGAGCCUUUGUUCUGAGUUUCGCUGAUUAGUUUAAAGUGAAAUUUCAUUACCAUUCUAAUGGUCCUCAAACCCCAGUGUUAGUACUGUAAUGCUCCUCGGGCUUCCGGGAAACCACUCAUGUGAGAGCCCCUCUGCUGCUGCCUAGAAAUGACUAGAUCCUACCCUUGACAAGUGGGUGCUUUACAGAGUCCUCUGGUUUCUUACAUUAUCAGGGAUAUGCAUACGCAUAUAUUAAAAAUGGACCUAUUUUGAUACUGUUCUGUUAGGAAAAUGUUAUUGGAACCCUAGUAAGUUAUUUUUUCCCUUGAAUCUGUGCUAAAGGCAAAGAAGUAUACUGAGUGACCUUAGUGGUGGUAAGUGGGGCAGAGGCAGCCCUGCAAGAGAGAUGGAGGACUCCAGCCAAAGCCCUCAGUUAUAUACACAUUGAGUCUUUGUAUGCAAACAGUGUGCCCAGCCACUCCCCUUCUUGCUGGUCUGAAGGUCUUCCUGGAUUGUAUAAAACCCUGUGUUUGAGGGAAGUCUUUCAGAUGGUAUGAAGUCUUUUUAAAGUUCCCUCAGUCUAUGUGGAAACAUCUUUUGAUCCACAAAGACCUAACUUGUACCCUCAAGAGGAACAAGGUCUUCCCUAGCACACUGAGAUACAUUAAAGACAUUUUAGGCCACGCGUUGGUGUGUGAGCAGCAGUUGUAUGCAUGAAUACUCUUCAAUUCCUGGACAAGAUGAAGUAGUCUACAAAUAAGGCCUCAGGAAAUGGCAUGGCUCCUGUACUGUGUAAAGCCUGCAGCCUUCUAGUGACAGAUCCUGUGAAGACUGCUACGUGGAGCUGGAAGGUUCUUCAGGCUGCAGGCAAAGCCUGUGUGCACUGAGCUGGCCUCCUGGAUAGGGCUCAGUUAAAAACCUCCGGUGCCUACAGCCUAGGGAUCCUCCAAGUCUGAGGUUGUUUUGAAUUUGAGAGUUGCACUUUUCAUGUUACCAGCAUGUUGUCCUCAAAAUUUGUAUCUUCCCAGAUAUCAGAUUUAACUACCAAAAAGUUGUCUGCCCUUUAUAGGUCAGCACCAAGGUGUAGCAGUAGUGUCAGUGAGCAGCAAAAAUGCAAACCGCCAUUGUUGAAGGGCUUGCCUAAGAAAGGUUCCCCACUUAACCAGAAAACCUCUUUUUGUACCUGUUCACAACUAGUUUUCUUACUAUUCUCAUAGAGAUGGUUUGGGUCAACAUGUGGCAGUUGAUAUUAAUGCAUGUUUUAUGCAGAAGAAAAUGUGAUACCAGUUGCUUUUAAGGAAUUCUGGCAUUGUAUGUACAUUUUUGUAGAAAUUAUUACUCAACAUACUUCAAUCAGGUUUCUGUAAAAUCCAAAUUAAAUCAAUUCAAAAUA